Protopterus annectens (West African lungfish) is the source of this 2540-nucleotide messenger RNA. RefSeq names its product Krueppel-like factor 4. The record is from RefSeq and is a predicted model, not a curated record. Lineage: Eukaryota; Metazoa; Chordata; Ceratodontiformes; Protopteridae. Gene Ontology annotation, biological process: regulation of transcription by RNA polymerase II. Bases 121 to 1428 code for a protein of 435 amino acids. Gene Ontology annotation, molecular function: DNA-binding transcription factor activity, RNA polymerase II-specific; RNA polymerase II cis-regulatory region sequence-specific DNA binding. The transcript has 3 exons.
AGUUGUCUGUUCUUGUUGGAAUUUUCUUUGCACCAUGAACAAUUGGACACAGUGCUAAGUUUCUGUUUGCUUGCUGUUUGGAAGUUAAUUUGCCGCUUAGGACACUUUUGCCUUAAAGAGAUGGCUCUGACAGAAGCCAUGCUCCCAUCUAUUUCAACUUUUGCAAAUCACACAACAUUGGAAGAAAAGCAGAAUGAAAUGAUUAACAGGUGGAAAGUAAGACACAUGGCUAAUACGGGCUUCAGCACUCAGGGCGGCACAGCAGUGAAGAAGGAAGAGGAAGACUUGAGCAGGUUUCUGGACUUUGAGUUUAUUCUAUCUAACACUAUUGUCUCUGAGAAUGGGAGCAGCUCAUCACAUCCAUCUGCAAACUACCCACUGCCAGAAACUCCCGAGAGCUGCAGUAGUACAACCUAUGACAGCGAUGGCACAUUCUCUGCUAGUUCAGUGGCAACAAACAGCUAUGAUUCCAACAAUUUUUCCACUAGCACUGGUCAUAGCUAUGUAGCAGAACUCCUCACCCCCGAUGUGCCAAGCUUUCAUACAUCCUGUGACAUUCCCCAAGACUAUAGUCUAAAAACAUCUCAAGACCGUUGGGAAUACACAGAGUUAAAGACCACGGAAGUAGGUGACAGUUCCAGCAGCCAUCAGAGAAAUAUUCAAGUUGUUGACCAUUUGCAGCACAUGGAACACAAAAUUAAAAAGGAGCCACUUGCUCAGCCGUGUAUGUUGUCUGCACCCGCUGCAGAAUGUCUAGGACACAUGGAAGAUCAAAAGCCCUCUCUUGGCCAGCUUCAUCAACAAAUGCUACAACACCACCAAGGCUUUGCCUACCACAGAUUGAACCCAGUCAUGGACUCAGAAGACUUGCCGAGGGAUUGUCAGCCAAUGGCCGACAUGCUACGCCACCCUUGUAUGACUGUACGUAAUCAGUUCCAACAACAAUCCAACCACUACCCUCCCCCUUACACUUCUCAGGCCCUCAGCAGUGGACAGUUCAACGGGCAUUUCACCAUGUUCAGGGAGCCCCUAAAAGUGCACCAGGGUGUGCAUGGCAUGAUGCUCACCCCUCCAUCCUCCCCACUGUUGGACUUUUUUGCACCUGUAGCUGUCCCAGAAGAUGGCAAACCAAAGAGAGGGCGCAGGUCUUGGCAGAAGAGGAGGACAGCAACCCACAACUGCGAGUACCCUGGAUGUGGUAAAACGUACACCAAGAGUUCUCACCUGAAGGCUCACAUGCGCACCCAUACAGGUGAAAAACCUUAUCAUUGCAACUGGGAAGGCUGCGGAUGGAAGUUUGCCAGAUCUGAUGAACUGACCCGUCACUACCGCAAGCACACCGGCCACAGGCCUUUCCAGUGUCACCUGUGCGAAAGGGCGUUCUCCAGGUCUGACCACUUAGCCCUUCACAUGAAGAGACACAUGUAAAAUCGCAUGUUAGGGAAGGACAUUUGCUAAUGAUGUUAUAUAUUAUAAAUAAUAUUGGAUAUAAAUAUUUUUUCUUACUGGGUUUAAAUGAUAACCCUCAUAAUUUAUAUUGCAUAUGAAAACGAUGACAACGCCUAGUAGUAUUUAAAUGAGAAGAUAGGAAAACAUAAAAGUCGCCUUCUGUGUGCCUUUCAAAAACAAUUGACUUCUUCAGGUUGGUUCUGGUAUUUUGGCAGAGACACAGGGCGGGACCCGGCUGUAAUUGUAUCAUGUCUGUAUAAAAUAGUUUAUACACUUCUGCUUGUGCAUUUGCUUCGGAAUUUGUCGUAUCGCAACCUGCCUCUGUGGAAGACUUACUGCAAAUGUAAAAGAAAAAAAAAAGAACUGUAAAACUGCUGAAUAAGCACAGUUAAAAGACUGAAGUAAAAUCGACUGCUCUUUGUUUUUAUGUUCUCCCCGCAGUAUGUGUGUGUCAUUUCUGGCAUAGUGGAGCUUUUUGACGUGUGUACAUAAUUUGCACCUUUUGUCACAAAAGCAGCAAUUUCAUGAAUAUGUUUAAUUGGAAAAUGAUUAAUUGUUGAGGUGAUCUAUUGCCUUUAUCAUUGACCUUUUACUUUCACUGAUGCAACAACAGUUUGGCCAUAUUCAAGCGUGUGCAUGCGUGCGUAUGUGUACUUGUGUGACUGGGUGCGCGCAGCGCGCGUUUGCAUUUUUUUACUUAAGUCCAGAAAAUAUUUUAAGGCACUAGGUACUGUCCUCAGUCUCAUACUUUAACAAAAAUGUAACCUUUGUUUAAAUGGUUGUGAGUUUCAGUUUUUAAAACUGCUUUAUGAUUGCUGAAACUGGAGACUGCUAAGCUAUUGUUCUGCCUCUGUUGCAGAAGACUAUUAGUUCUCAAAUGUAUCUUGUAAAAUAUUUUCAUUUUAUAUGAAGCAAAAAAAGUUAAAACAAAAUGUCAAAAGUGCAAUAACUUGUUUAAUUACUUACAUAAUACAAAGGGCUAUUUUUUUUGUAGAUUGCAAUUCGUUGUAAACCAAAUUUGUAAAUAUAUUUUGUUUAUUCUAAUGCUGUGUUGUAAACUUAUGUACAGAAUAAAUGAAAUAAGAAACAAA